AUGCUUCUGUUCAUUUUCAUGAGCCUUUCUGGGGCUGGAAAGGGAGAAGGCGGCUAUUCUCCUGCCGGCCUUCUUUCUAUUGCUUGGGGCAUGUCAAAACCCACCAUUCGCACGGGAUGUUUAUCAGCAUUGGAAGAUGAUUUUGUCUCUUGGGUUAUUGGCCCAGAGGAAGACACCGUCGAACCUAGCAAAAAGCGCCCGGUUCGGCCAGAAUUUCCCACCGGACAAUCCACACCCAUUGCCUUUGACGAUGUUGAAUUUUCGCCUGCCAGUGCAUUUGUGGGACGUGAUCCAAAACGUAGAGAUGUCAAGGACACUCCAUUGGUUGAGGAGGAAGGUUUUGCAUCUCCAGAAAGUUUGCUGUCUCCGAUUGCAAGGUCUCCGAUUGUGGUCGAAGAAGACGAGUUUGAGUCCCCAGCAUUGACUGCUCGACAAUAUGACACACGCCUCGACUUCAACAGAGUGGACACAGUUGAUGCAGCAACCCAGACUGUAGACAAUGCUCUUUCUGAUGACGGUGCGCUUCAAGUGACCAACACGCACGACCGUCUGCUGGCUGAAAUCGAGGCUGAAACAAUCAGUAUCGCGUCCGAGGAAGUACUUUCUCGGGCUGUUGGUGUUCUCUUCAAGAAGAAGCGAGAUGCUCUCAAUUUUCACGACAAUGAAGAUGACGAUGAGCAAGACGAAGAUGCCAACAAUUUGAGCAAAGUUAUCAGCGUUUCCUUGGGAGCAUCAGCUGAGAUUAUCUCGUCACUGCGACAAAGGAGAGGGAGCCCAAUCAAAAUCCUAAGAAUCAAGGAGACGAGGCAGGGUCCUGGCGAUAAGCAAGGCAGAAAGCUCCGAAGAAAGGUCUGCCUUGUCGAUGCUUUGAUUACCCAGCUGGGGCUUUCGCCCGACGAGACACUGUCGUUGUUGCAAAGUCUUAGAAAGAGACGAGGUCUUCGACUGUUGAGAGAGAGUGAUUGUGGACUCAACACUCCUCAAUGUGCGGCAUUGAUGCUGUACUUACCAGUGACGGCCCGUGGACUAGAAAGGUUGCAGCGUUUCAUGAAAUGGGCACUGCCGGCAAUUGAGCCGUCCUUGUUUCCAUUCGCGUUGAGGAAGAGUAUUCUGGGCUUUGAGUUGGUGUCACUUGAAAUCGGAGGCAGCACCAGAAAUGAGCGUUGCCUCCAUGUUUGGAUAAAGCAGCCGGCAAUUGCCAUUCAACAACUUACUCAAAGCGCUCUGGUCUCUGGCAAAUGGGAAGAUUCGUUGAUGCUUUCCAACCACAAAGACGAGAUUAUUGUGAUUCAAGGAUCUGAUCGAGGAGGAGACAUUACGGCCAAUCUGGUUCGCUUGGCAAAUAGAUCCGGAGGAAACAGCUCACAGCAUUGUCUUCCUCUUGCAUUCUACGAGUUUGGAAAGGAGUCAUAUUUCAACCUCAAGGAGACCAUUUUCAAUCCUCACAAACCAACUCGCGAUUUUCUCCAAACAUUACUCAACAAGGAGUAUCACAUGAUUGCUGUAACAACCCACAACGCUGCCGGUGCUGUUGUUGAUGCCCAGUGCUUUAUGCUUCGAUUUGUUUUCCCUGGCAGCUGUCGCCGUCCGGUUUUGUUGAUUGGUUACGAUGACGGCACUGCAUCUAUUAACACGACGAGAGAAGAGAGAGAGUUGCCACCGACAAUGCCGCUCCUGAAUGCUGAAGAAGAAACGUUGCUGCAAACCCAAGAUCACACUCAGUUGAUGCUUCAAUUGAUCAUCUCGAGCAACGAUAAUCAAGAUAUCGACGAAGAUGAUCUUGAGGUUGUUGGUUACGAAGGCUUUGUCCUUAGAAACUGCUUCGGUCGAGUCCUCUGCACAGAGCAAUUUACAGAGGAUAUUAAAGCUGCAGAGAGCAACACAAUCAGUUUCCGGUGCUUCCAAUGCCGUUGCUUCUCAUUGGAUGACAUCAACUCAACUCUCAUGGGCCAAGGCACUGCCAGCGUCAUGUGCCCAUGCACAAUCUGUGUUGCUCCCAAGAAAGAUUUUGCGUCCUAUCUCACCAAACCAAGCAAUCAGCAACCAGACAAUAGAGAGGGUGAUUUGGCCAAUCCAGAGCUGUACGAAGACUUCAUUGAGGAGGCCAAAGGCAAUGCCGACUGGGUGAGAGGCAACUUGUAUGGACAGGCAAAGACUCUGAAGCUGAAGUAUCACAGUGUCGUGCACAAGCCACUACUCUACACACCUCCAGGCCUGAACACUUGUUCAGGUAUGCAUGUCUCGAGUGGUCUCCUUACUCACUGCCACACCAAAAUGCUCGAAUUCCUUGGCGAACUUGACAGGACGACCAAUUGGCUGCAGCAAAUGAAAACAAAAGUGGCUGAAGCCAAGCAGUUCAUGGACAUGACGGCCAAAGAAGCAAUAGAGAGGCUGCGAAAAGAAGAUGCAAAGCUCGUCCGAGAUAUGAAGACGGCAACGUCCAUGAAUGCCACCAGAAUGGUCGACCAAAUGCAACGUGAACGCGAAACGCUUGGUGCCAAGUUGUCUGCACAAACCAAAGCUCGAGACGCCGCGAAGCUCUUUGUUGAGAAAGGAAAUGAUUUCCUUGCCGGUCUUUCGAAGAAGAAAAAAAGCGGAUCAUCGGCAGUGCAACAUACAGCUUCUGGAAAGCCAUCGAGGUUGACGGACGAGUUUCUUUCCGUGUGGAGAAUAGCGGAUUUGAACUCUCAAACGGUGAUGUUUAGCAAAAUGGGUUCCCUGCGAAAAGAAGAUGCAAAGCUCGUCCGAGAUAUGAAGACGGCAACGUCCAUGAAUGCCACCAGAAUGGUCGACCAAAUGCAACGUGAACGCGAAACGCUUGGUGCCAAGUUGUCUGCACAAACCAAAGCUCGAGACGCCGCGAAGCUCUUUGUUGAGAAAGGAAAUGAUUUCCUUGCCGGUCUUUUGAAGAAGAAAAAAAGCGGAUCAUCGGCAGUGCAACAUACAGCUUCUGGAAAGCCAUCGAGGUUGACGGACGAGUUUCUUUCCGUGUGGAGAAUAGCGGAUUUGAACUCUCAAACGGUGAUGGCAUAA
Molecule: messenger RNA, 3033 nt
Organism: Seminavis robusta
Lineage: Eukaryota; Bacillariophyta; Bacillariophyceae; Naviculales; Naviculaceae
Source: the annotation of a GenBank genome assembly